Molecule: messenger RNA, 2949 nt
Organism: Aspergillus nidulans FGSC A4
Lineage: Eukaryota; Fungi; Ascomycota; Eurotiomycetes; Eurotiales; Aspergillaceae
Product: transient receptor potential ion channel family protein
Exons: 2
Coding region: 578-2692 (704 amino acids)
Cellular component (GO): membrane
Source: RefSeq, a predicted model, not a curated record
CUCCCUGAAUUAGCGACAUCUUUGGUGUGUUUAUGGUCUUAUUCUGACUGCUCAGCCGUUCACUAUCUUGUUUCCUUCCUCUUUUAUGCUCUUAACAGCAACACUCGUUUGAUAUAUCUCCUUCGCGUCGGUCACUGUCGCCACAGUACCAUCUCUCUCUGUCCCCGUCCUUGCCUGGCUCGUCUUUUCCCUGGGGCCGAACUCAUAGGUAGCGCUGGGCAGUGAAAGUACCGAUACAGCGUACAUUAAAGAGAGGGAUUCUCAAUCGCCGACUCAAAAACACGCAAGCACGAUACUGCUGCUACUUCUGACUCAAUGUCCCUUGUUGAUUAAGUCUGCUUGCUUUCGGUCCGGCGUCUUUUGCAUCCUUCGUCGCUCUCAGUACCUGUUUUAUUCUUGAUCAGGUUGAUCCUGCUCCCGAUUUCUGAUCGAUUCGACUGGUGCGAAAGAUUGGAAUUUGCUUGAAUAGUGCUGUUUAAUCACCCUGGGCAUAUUUGGCUUUACGUUGCCCGUGUGCCUCCUAAGGACCUCAUGCGGUUUCGCCUGAGAUCAUAAAUUACAACCCGUGCUUGUCAAAAUGCGAAACUUUGUCUCUGCACAUCUCACCUUUGCCGCGCUAGCUCUGUUACCUGCCUGGGGUUAUGCCGCUGAUACCCUGAGCACAGGGAGUCUUUCGACCUGUUUGACUGACUCCGAUAUCCAGGUGAACAAGCUGGACAUAAGUUUCUCUCGAUCUAACAAGACCAUCGAUUUCGACGUGUCUGGCACAAACAACAAAGAACAGAAUGUCACGGCGUCACUUUCUGUCACUGCCUACGGGAACGAGGUAUACACUAAAGACUUUGAUCCCUGCGAUGACGCCAAUUACGUUGAACAACUUUGCCCUGUCCCGGCCGGCACUUUCUCCGCAACAGGGUCUCAGACAAUCCCCGACGAAUACGUAAGCCAGAUUCCUUCGAUUGCCUUCUCGAUACCGGAUCUGGAUGGAGUGGCCAAACUGGAGUUAAAGUCGAAGGACGACGGCAAAGAGGUUGCGUGCAUUGAGUCUGAGUUGAGCAACGGAAAGUCAACGGAAGUUCCCGCUGUGUCUUAUGCUGCUGCUGGUAUGGCUGGAGCUGCACUUGCUUUGAGCGGACUCUCAGCCCUGGGCUCAGCGGGACACGUCGGCUCUGCUACUUCUAGUCCCGGGUUCGGAGAAGUUAUGGGUUGGUUUCACACCAUGGCCACCACUGGCAUGCUUAGUGUCAACUACCCCAAAGUCUACAGCAGUUUUGCGAAGAACUUUGCGUUCAGCACUGGUUUAAUACCGCUGGAACAGAUGCAACACUCGAUUGACAACUUCAGGAAAUUGACGGGUGGUAACCUUACUCAGAAUAACUAUGACUACUGGAAAGGUGUUAGCUCAUCAUCUGGCACCAACCAGAAGAGAUCUCUGAAUGCAUUAUACGGAGCAGCUCGACUGUUUGCGCGUGAAGUUGAUGCGUCAGUGAACAGCACAUCUUCCGGCAACGAUACGUCGAGCGGCAUAGACAUUUCGGUGGAUGGAUUAUCAAGAAUGAGCAAGGAGCUGCUUAUUCCUCAGUCGAAUACGUUCAUGACAGUCCUGCUGAUUUUCGCCAUUGUCAUUGCCGCAAUCACCGUGGGAAUCUUGCUUGUCAAGGUGAUACUCGAGUUGUGGGCACUCAAUGGGUCCUUUCCUAAGAAGCUCGCCAAUUUUCGCGAGCAUUAUUGGGGCCUCCUUGCGAGAACGAUCACCAAUUUGAUUCUCGUUGUCUAUUCGAUCUGGGUCAUGUACUGCGUGUACCAGUUCUCAUCGGGAGACUCCUGGGCAGCACAGCUCCUCGCAGGAGUGACCUUGGCAAUUUUUACCGGAAUCCUCGGAUUCUUCGCCUAUCGCAUCGUACAUCUAGCUCGCAAGUACAAAAAGGCUGGAGGCGACGCAUCACCGUUAUACGAGAACAAAGAGGUUUGGCGGAAGUACAGCCUUUUUUAUGAUAACUAUAAGAAAGGCUGUUGGUGGCUUUUCAUUCCCGCCAUCCUGUAUAUGCUUAUCAAAGGCUGUAUAAUUGCUGGUGCAAAUGGGCAUGGACUGGUCCAGUCAACUGGGCAACUUGUUGUUGAAGCGCUAAUGUUGGGUCUCCUGCUUUGGCACCGGCCGUAUGUUGCCAAGUCAACUCAAUGGAUCAACAUUACUAUUCAGGUAGUGCGGGUUUUGUCUGUCGUUUGCGUGUUGGUUUUUGUCGACCAGCUUGGACUCUCCCAGACGACCAAGACAGUCACUGGUGUUGUCUUGAUCGUUGUUCAGUCAGCAUUGACUGGUAUUCUUGCCAUUCUUAUUGCUGUCAACGCCAUUAUUAUUUGCUGCCGUGAAAACCCCCAUGCGAGGCGGAGGAAGGAAGCUGAAAAAAUGAACCGUGACAUAGACGACCUUACUCCUCUCGAUGCUCGCGAUUCACUCUUGAUGGACCAUCCCCCUCGCAAAGAUUAUUCCGAAAUGAGCAACUUCAACUUCACCCGCCCAUACGAACCUUUCCGGGACACCGACCGCCUGGUAGACUCUCAGUACCAUGACAAUCCCCGAUACGGUCGGAACGUGAGUAGAGGCAGUCGGGGUAGCAGCGACAGCCGCGACAGCCAUGGCUCUCCUGACGGCCGUCAUCCGACGAAGCCUGGAUAUGGGUUUGCCUAUUGAAUUCUAGAGUCAUAAGUCUUGGGUGUUUUAAUGCAAAUCAUUGUAUGUCUUCCUGGUCAUUUUGUCCUCAGCUUCUUGUGCAUGAAGCGUCUUCUUUCCAAGCGCCGAAUUGAUGACUUAGCGUUUCUUGUUGGCCACAUUGUUUUACCUUCUGCUCUCUUCACAUCAAGCUUUUUGUUGGUGGCUCCAGUGUCAGAAUCUUCAUACCGUCAUUUAUAUCAUUUCAUUCUCUCAAAUUAAGACCAAAUUGAUUCAUC